AUGCCUCCCGAACAAGGCCCUUCCCUAGUCAAACCCCCUCCCGCUCGCAAAGGAUCUAUACCAAAGCCACGGAAAGGAACACAAUCUCCCACAUCUCCCUCUCUGUCCUCAUAUGACGCCCCAUCAGACAAAACAUAUGUGAAAACCAAACUCCGAAGCCGCAAACUCGACCCGGCAGGAUACGCUAAAAUCCUAGAACAACUUUCCUCCUCCUCCUCUUCCUCUCCUGUUUCCCCCUCUUCAUCAUUAAAUCACCCGCAAAAGAUAGCAUCUUCGUCACAACCCGAGCCACCUCCCCGCAGUUCCAGUUCUUUCUGCUUCACUACCAUCCGGAAAUCAGCUCUUCGCUGGGGUAGUUAUGGCCUGCUUGCAGCAGGCGGACUUCUCUUAUUCUCCGAACACGUCGUGCAGGUGAUGUGGGUGAACGGGACGUCAAUGAAACCCUACUUGAAUGAGGGAUAUGAAGAGACGCAUUUAGUCAAGGAUAUGAUGUUGGUGAAGAAGUGGAAUCCGGCGAGGGACCUGAGGAGGGGGAUGGUCAUUACAUUCCCCUCCUACCUCAACCCAUCCCAACCCGCCGUAAAACGCAUAGUAGCCCUUCCAGGCGAUCGCGUUGUUCCGCGCUCUCAUAAUGAGGAUGGCUCACAGAUCGUCCCCUGGAACCAUGUGUGGGUCGAAGGGGAUAUGGACGAUCCAAAGAAGACGAUGGAUAGUAAUACGUAUGGCCCCGUGUCGAUGACUUUGAUUUCGGGGCGGGUAAUGUGUGUGCUUUGGCCGCAGCUGAGGAUGUUGAGGUGGGAGGAUUGGGCGCGGAAAGGCGGGGAGGGCGCGGGGAAGCGGCCGAGGGUUCAGGAGAAUGCGGUCGCAAUUGAGAAGCCAUAUGACGGGGAGUGA
This is a messenger RNA of Paracoccidioides brasiliensis Pb18, 894 nucleotides long. RefSeq lists its product as uncharacterized. Bases 1 to 894 code for a protein of 297 amino acids. The transcript has 2 exons. Gene Ontology annotation, biological process: mitochondrial respiratory chain complex assembly. The record is from RefSeq and is a predicted model, not a curated record. Gene Ontology annotation, cellular component: mitochondrial inner membrane peptidase complex; membrane. Gene Ontology annotation, molecular function: serine-type endopeptidase activity.